Messenger RNA from Cololabis saira (Pacific saury), 6181 nucleotides. RefSeq names its product tensin-2-like. NCBI's taxonomy places the organism in Eukaryota, Metazoa, Chordata, Actinopteri, Beloniformes, Belonidae. The coding region runs from base 237 to 4871 and encodes 1544 amino acids. Gene Ontology annotation, biological process: peptidyl-tyrosine dephosphorylation. The record is from RefSeq and is a predicted model, not a curated record. The transcript is spliced from 27 exons. Gene Ontology annotation, molecular function: protein binding; protein tyrosine phosphatase activity.
GCUGAAAGUCAUCUGGGGUAGGUCUCAAGACAGGACGAGCUGUCAGAGGGAAAUGGCAGGGCUGUGAGGAGUCGGAGAGUGUGUGGGGUGGGGGAAGUACAAUGUUGGAGUGGAGGAAGUCAUAGCGAAGACGAAAGAGAAAAAGGACGUCCUAGAGGGGAAGGCUGUCCUGCAAGGAGUGGACCAGGACCAAGAAAAAGUGAAGGCACGAGGUGCAAGAGGUGUGUGCUGGAAGUAUGGGGUGCAUUCACAGCGCCGCCAGGAUCAAGAAGCGUGAACCCAGAGGACAAGAUGCCAGAGAAGUCCCAGAGGAGGAACAUCCUGAGGUGCAUCCUGAAAUCCUACAGCUUGCUGAGCUCACCAGGGCAGGAAGCCACACCUUCACCGUGAAGAGUUUCAAGAAGAGACAGUCGUGUGAUGUGUGUGAGCAGAACAUGGACAGCCCCGGGGUUUUCUGCAAGGAGUGCAAGGUUGCCCUUCAUAAGACAUGUAAAAGCAAGGUCACUGCCACCUGCACACCAGUGGAAGGCCUGCACGGUUCCUUUAAAUCAGCAUCACAGAAAAAGAGAGGCUCCCUACCAAGAAGUAAAAGCGUGGAACAAGUGAUGGAGCGCGUGAUGGAAUGCCACUUCGACUUUGACCUCACCUACAUCACAGAGCGGAUCAUCUCCGUCUUCUUCCUGCCGGACUUGGAUGAACAGCGGUACAGCAGAAACCUGCAGGAAAUGGCAUCUAUGCUCAAAUCAAAACACCAAGACAAGUUUCUGCUUCUAAACCUUUCUGAAAAAAGAGCUGACAUCAGCAGGCUUAACCCAAAGGUGCAGGACUACGGCUGGCCUGAUCUUCACGCCCCUCCACUUGACAGGAUUUGUGCCGCUUGUAAGGCAAUGGAGACCUGGCUGACCUCAGAUCCCAACAAUGUUGUGCUCCUCCACUGCAAAGGAAACAAAGGGAAGACGGGAGUUAUUGUCGCAGCAUACAUGCACUACAGCAAGAUAUCAGCUGGGGCGGACCAGGCCCUCACCACAUUAGCCAUGAAGAAGUUCUGUGAGGACAAAGUGUCCUCCUCCCUACAGCCCUCCCAGAACAGGUACAUCUACUACUUUAGUGGUUUGUUGUCUGGUGCCAUCAAAAUGAACAGCAGUCCUCUGUUCCUCCAUCAGAUCCUCAUUCCGUCGUUACCAAACUUCCAGACUGGAGGAGGAUUUUAUCCCUUCUUGAAAAUCUACCAGUCUCUACAAUUGAUCUACACUUCAGGCAUCUAUGAUCCCCAGAGCUCCAGGGAAAGAAAGCUUUGUGUGACUUUGGAGCCAGCCCUGCUAUUAAAGGGGGACAUCAUGGUGAAGUGCUACCACCGGCGGAGCCGUGCAGCAGAGAGGGAGGUCGUCUUCAGAGUCCAGUUCCACACCUGCACCGUUCAUGGAGCCCAGAUGUGGUUUGGCAAGACAGAACUAGACCAGGCCUGCACAGAUGACAGAUUCCCUCCGGAUGCUGCAGUGGAGUUCAUCUUUUCCAGUGGGCCAGAAAACAUAAAAGGUCGAGAAUUCGGCAAGAAUGACACAUCCAUCAAGGUCGACUAUAACAUCUCUGACCCUGUGGUCAGAUGGGAUUCCUAUGAGAACCUCGCUUUUCACCAACAAAACAGCUUUGAAAAUAUCUCCCACACAAGAGGGCCUUUAGAUGGCAGCUUGUAUGCCCAAGUGAGGAAGCGACGUGGACCAGGCACAACUGCCUCCAAAGCUUCAUCCAAUGGAUGCCUGACAAGAAGCCCAACGGUGAAACCCCAAUCCCCUACCCAGCCUCAGCAUCACACCUACACCUCUAAUUCCAGCAGCUCCUCAGUCCCUACGGGUCACCUGGGAGAUGCUUCCCCACCAAUGAACUGUCCUGCCAGAGAAAACACCGACUGUCCAUUGAGAAGAGGAAACAUGGAAGACAACAGAGCAACAGAGAAAACCAAAAGGAAAGAAAGUGAUAGAGAAACAGCAAUUUUAGAUGACGGAGACCCAUCAAGUCCAAGGGGCUUAAGAAGAGAACAGUCCUAUUGUGUUCAAAUGAAUCCAAAGUGUAGUGAGUCUACAGGAUGGGAGAGGGAUAGAGAGCUCUGUUUUCCCAAUGGUCACUAUCACAAAUAUUGGAACGGCAAUAAAAAGAAUCCAAAAAGCCAAACUCUACCAGCUUUACCCUCUAAAUCUAUGUCUCCUCCUCUACAUUCACCUCACAUGGAACUCUGCCACCGCCACAGUGCCAAUCAUUUGCCUGAGUUACCUUGGGAACAUUCACCUGCUCCACCAUCCCUGCCCUACCUCCACAAACCAUGCUACCCUUAUCCGACUACUGAACACGCCCACACUCGCAGUUUUACCCUGCCAGCUUCCAACCGACUCUGUCCUGGGGAAGAGUGCCACCUCUUCCACUAUUCCAGCCAAGGUCCCGCCCCUCAUCUCUCCCACCAAGCACAGCCCUCAAGCCCUUAUAGAGAAAUGCUCUUCAGCUCUCCUCCAUCAUCCUCUUGCUGCACCUGUCAGGACUGCUCCAGCAGGCAAUCAGCCACAGUAAGAGCAUUCCACCCACUACACUCAGACCAGUCAGACAACCCACACUGGCCCCAGGGAGCUGGGAUACAGCAGAUAAGAGAAGCACCUCCAUUAUGGGAAACUGAAAAGCCAUGGGAGCUGGCAAGGGGGGCAGAGUUUUGGCAGUGUAAAUCACCCAUGUCGCCAUUUCGCCUUUGCCCUUCCACUUUAGAUGAGGUCCCAAAUCCUGAGCAACAUAGAUUUGACAUCAGAACUCAUCAGAACUACCCUGUUCCCCAGAUGAUGAUGGAUAUGCGAGAUGGAGCAAGCAGUGGGUACCACACUCCUCUACAACCCCGCCACUCAUGCCCUUGCUCUCCUUAUCAGUCAUCCCCGUCUGACAGCCGUGAGAGCCGCGGUUAUGCCUCAGGGUACCACUCUGGAUCAGCUUCGCCUCUGCCUGCAAGUAGCCCAUCUCCUGGGAGGGGAAGGCUUCCUAACACCCUCUUGGAAACCAGAGAGCAGCCACACACUGAGCACCACAAAGUUGAAAAGGCCCAGAUGGAUGCAGAGGAAGCCAUAUCUCAAUGUUCAGAGAACAAGUCUGACUCUGGAAGUCAGUCAGCCACCCCUGGGUUGGACUCUGAUCAAGACUACACACUCAUUGGUAGCAGCAGUCCAACUCACACAGAAGACAGUGCACAUGCUGAUAGCCUCCUGCAAAGCCAAGAAACUUCUAUACAUACAGAGUCCAACGCAGAUAGCAGCAAAUCUAUCUUGCCAGUACCACCAGAAACACAGAGCCAAACUUCAACCAUAUCUACAAACUCCUUACAACCAUCAAGCGACUCUUCUCAGAGUUCUGAAAUUAAGACUGCAGCAGCCGAGGUCAUUGGAAGUACAGAUGGAUGUAACCAAUCACGUCCUUCCAACUUUGCUACUGCUAUCAUCACUCCAGUCCAAGUACAGCUCAACGGGUGUGCCCUUAGUGAUACGCCGUCAAACUGCAGCGAGGGGGUAGCUAUAAAUCCCUCUGCUAGUCUAAGUUCUAGCCCCUCCACCACUUCUCCAAAUUCCCCCACUGGCUCCCCAGAGAUGCAGUGUUCUCCUCAGCGUUGCACAUCUGCUGCAGAUACAGCAGGACAAAGACUGAGCCCAGACAGAGAUGGAUCAGUCGACACGCAACCUCCAUCUCCUGUCCCAGAUGGAUAUCAUACACCCACCUUCCCCUUAGCCCCCUAUUACUACUCAUUACUAAAUGUCCCACAUGUCCCAUACACUGGUUACACUGCAAUAACAAUCCCCGCCAUCCAGCCACCCCUACCAGAGAAGAAACGCUUAACCUGCAUACCAGCAUCUUUGAAUGGACACAACACUCUUAUCAGGGCCUCUUCAGCUCCUUCAGCUAUGCAUCAUGUUACUUUCUCCACUGCUGUGGGAGAGCAAAAAAAGGGGUCUGCACAUCACAGCUGCAGGGAGGAGGCAGACGUCAGGGUGAAUGCUAAGUUUGUCCAGGACAGCUCCAAGUACUGGUACAAACCAGGAAUCUCCAGAGACCAAGCCAUAGCUGUGUUGAAGGACAAGGAGCCAGGAACUUUCCUCAUCAGAGACAGCAACUCCUUCCAGGGCGCUUACGGCCUUGCUCUUAAGGUGGCGACCCAUCCUCCUAAUGCCAACUUCAUUGUGAACAAAGGGGAUCCUCUGGAACAGCUGGUGAGACAUUUCCUCAUCGAGUCUGGGCCACGGGGAGUGAAGAUCAAGGGCUGUCAGAAUGAGUCCUACUUUGGAAGCUUAUCUGCCUUGGUAUAUCAACACUCAAUUACUCCUAUCUCUCUGCCAUGUGCCCUCCGCAUUCCAGAAAAGGAUCUGGUUGGGGAGCUUCAGCAUACGCAGAGUGCCACGAAUACCAGUACAGCAGCUGACCUCCUCAAACAAGGAGCAGCCUGCAACGUUCUUUACCUGAACUCUGUGGAAACAGAGUCUCUAACGGGGCCAGAGGCUGUUUCCAAGGCAACCAAGUGUACUCUGGCUCUGCAUCCACGGCCAGUUGCAACAGUGGUCCACUUCAAAGUGUCUUCUCAGGGCGUCACAUUGACCGAUAGCAAAAGAAGGAUAUUCUUUAGGCGACACUACCCAAUCAGCAGUGUCACAUUCAGCAGUCUCGACCCCCAAAAUCAGAGGUGGGCUAAUUCUGAUAGCACGUCAAGCAAGAUGUUUGGCUUUGUGGCACGACGGGCAGGAACUGCUACAGAGAAUGUGUGUCAUCUGUUUGCUGAGUUGGACCCCGACCAACCGGCUGUGGCAAUUGUCAACUUUAUCAACAAAGUCAUGCUGGGACCACAACUACAAAGAUGAGAGAAACUGAGCAAAUGAACACAAUGGACGAUUUGGGAUCUGGAUAUAAUAACAUCGUUUGGACAUUUCUUUCCAAGAAGUCUGUAUAUACAGCAACUACAUUUUGUUUUGACUUUAUAAAGAUGCCCCCUUCUAUGAUUUUGUGCCUCAGUUUUUGUUGAAAUGACCACUUUUGCAGCAUCACUGAAGGGCAACACAUUGUUUAGUACUCAGUUUAAAGAAUAGGGAGUAGCAGAGGAAUAGUUUAAAAGCCAAAGAGUUAUCAUACUUUAAACAAUAAGAUUGUAACAUGAGCUACAUUUGGAUUUUUUACUUGAUGCAAAUGAUGUGCACCUAACUUCACCAGUUGCAUAAGGGAAAACUCACCAUUACUGUAAAUACUAUUAUGAAUGAGACUGAGGAGAUCUUAACAAUGUAGUAGAAAGUCAGAGUCAUGUUUUGAGGCAUAAAGUGGUAUAAUCAAAGUUAUUUUGUCUUGUGAAAUGACAGAAGGAAAGAGUAAGUGAUUUCAUGAAUGGGGAUUGUGUGUUAUGUUUUACCCAUGGAUAGUGUUUUUGGCUGCAUUUAAAACCGUUAUGCACAUUCUGGCAUCCUUUUAUUAUUCAAAAGCACAAUUGUACUGAUAAAAGUGUAUUUUUGUUCAAGUGAGAGUAGCAGAUGCUUUUAAACAAUCUAGAAUCUAAAACAGACAGACAAUAUAGCCUACAAAACAUAAUUAAUCAAUAACUCUUAAAAUACUUUUUUUAGAAUUUCUCAAUCGUCCUUUUUAGAAUUGUUUACCAGUUAAAAAAAUUAUAAUUAGAAAAAUCUGAUACUAAUUUGUAUUUUCCUGAAACAUAUAUUUCAACCAAAGUCAUAUUUUUUUGCAAAAAAAGUGAAUUAUGUGAAGCACAAACAAUAUCUAUUGAGAAUCAAUAGAUUCCCAUGGAAGAACAUUUACAAUGCCAACAGUUUUGUUCUUUAACCAUAAAAAGAUUCAGAUUUAACAGUGUCAGAGUGUCACAGGUCAGACUAGUUUGCUAUAGAUUUUGAUAAAUAUGCAUGGAUUGACAGUUUAACCAACUGAUCAGAGGAAAAUGUAUUUUUAAGUCUUUUUUUUCAAUAUUAGUAUUAUUAUCAAGUAUUUUGAAGGAUUUCUUGCUUUUUUAAAUUCAUACUCUUGUUUGGCAAAUAUGGAUUUUAUAAAAACUGAGACUGUAUUUGGAUUUUUUUCUUAGCACAAUCAUUUUUCAUAUCUAAUUUUUAUGCAAAGGAAGUAAUAUAUUUUAGACCUUUAUGUUGUUGAAAAAAAUGUGUUUGUAAUAUUUGAC